Messenger RNA from Oncorhynchus tshawytscha (Chinook salmon), 4805 nucleotides. RefSeq lists its product as uncharacterized. Gene Ontology annotation, biological process: proteolysis. Gene Ontology annotation, molecular function: serine-type endopeptidase activity. The record is from RefSeq and is a predicted model, not a curated record. The transcript has 27 exons. The coding region runs from base 99 to 4112 and encodes 1337 amino acids. NCBI's taxonomy places the organism in Eukaryota, Metazoa, Chordata, Actinopteri, Salmoniformes, Salmonidae.
UCUAGCAAAGGUCGAACCAGACCGUGAGACGCUGGUGCACCAGAGGCAAAGCACAUUUGCUCCACACCUGCACAUCUCCACCACUGUGAACAGAGAGCAUGGAGGAAGACCUAAAGAAGAGGCCCACGUCCAGGGGUCUGAGUACCCUGGAGAAGAGCCUGAUACUACUGUUUGUGGCUCUGACUGGCGCCUGCAUCGGACUGGUGGUCAUCUACUUCACUGACAAGAACAGCGUCUCCACUGAUGAAGAGGUCAAUUCAGGAUGCGGGGGUCCUCAGGCACUCAAGGGCCCGUUGGGGGAGUUCACCAGCAUGAAUCACCCCAGUAGCUACGAUAACGGCAUGAGCUGCAGCUGGCACAUCACUGUGGACCCAGGCAUGGUAAUCCAUUUGUGGUUUGAACACUUCUCCCUGGAGGCAACAGACCUGUGCACAGCAGACUACUUUACAAUACAGGACAACUUGGGAGUCAUCGGGAGGUUGUGUGGGCGCUCCAAACCCGGGCCGAUAGUGUCAUUAGGAAACUCUAUGUUGUUGUUCUUUGACACCAAUGACAGAAAUACAGACAAGGGAUUCAAAGCAAAGUACCAAGCUGUGACACCAGAGAGUACUUUAGAAAUAGCCGGGGCUGGUGGCGCUCUCCAAGGUGACCGCGGGGAACUACUGACCCCUGGGUUCCCAGCACAGAACUAUGAGAACGUGGCUCUCUACCAGUGGAGAAUCACUGUACCAGAGGGAGAGAAGAUCAGACUGACGUUCUCCUCCUUCGACCUGGUCCCUGAGGCCUGUAGAGAUUACGUAGAUGUCUACGAUGGCCACAAAAACGGCUCCGCCAUGUUGGGUCGAUUCUGUGGUAGUAAGAAUCCAGGCCGCGUGGAUUCCAGUGGCAACACGAUGGUGGUGCGUUUCAAAAGCGAUGCCACUCUCACCUCCAAGGGUUUCAGUGCCACAUUCACCAAGACCGGCCUCAUCCCGGCCACGGUCAAACCUACCACCAUGAUGCCCACAACACUAGCUAUAACAGACUCAGGCUGCGGUGGUGUCGGAACUCUGUUUGGCCGUAAAGGGGAGAUCCAUUCUAUGGGAUUCCCAGAUGCGUAUCCCGGGAAUCUUCACUGCUCCUGGAACAUCACAGCUCCGGAAGGCUUCCUGGUCAAACUGCAUGUCACAGACAUGUCCGUCACGGGAGAGGCGGGCCAGUGUGGCGAAGACAAGCUUGUAGUUUCUGACAGCCUCCAGGCGCUUGGCACACACUGUGGCUACGUCCUUCCCCCUGUGGUGGUCAGUGCCAAUAACAAGAUGUCCCUGAGCUUCCUGUCCGACUCACGUCUCUCUGACCGAGGCUUCUCCGCCAAGUGGGAGGCCGUGUAUCCUGAGGACAUUGCCGCGAUCCAGGGAUGCGGAGGGGCCUCCCAUGAGUUAAAAGGGGUUAUUAAGUCUCAGAACUGGCCUAUGAACUACAAGGCGGCCAGCGAGUGCAUGUGGAGUGUGGAGGUGCCCAAAGGGAAGACCAUAACUCUGACGUUCACUCACUUCGACGUGGAAGCCAAGGACAUUUUCACUUCCAAAUGCUUGGAUAACAUGGUGGCGUACGACAUCUAUAAUGACGGAGCUGAGAGUACAAAACACAGUGAGUACAAAUAUGGUCCAUGGUGUGGUGACCAACUCCCAGCCACCAUCACGACUAAGGGCAACAAGUUGGUGAUGCGUUUCCAUACUGACUUCUUCGUGGAGGCUAAAGGUUUCAGAGCCUACUGGGACAACAUCACAGACACCACCCAGCCUGUUCCCACUGAGGCCCCUAUACAGCCUAACCCCUGGGACAACAUCACUGUAGCAUGGCCAACCACAUGUGGCAAACCCACCAUUCCCCCCACCAUCCACACCCGCAUAGUCAAUGGAGAGCCAGCCAACCCUCACUCCUGGCCCUGGCAGGUGUCCAUGCAGGUUUGGCCUAGCAGUCAGGAGACGCCCAAGUUCUUCCACACCUGCGGAGGAACUCUCAUCCAUAAGAACUGGGUCAUGUCAGCAGCCCAUUGCUUCAUACGGUACGCUGACGAGCUCCAGCGCUGGAAAAUGUGCCUGGGCAAACACAACCGGACGUUCACAGAAGACCCGGAGCGGUGCUUCGGCGUGACGGGCAUCUACCGCCAUGAGGGCUUCAAGUACCCCAAGUUGCCCACGGUGGAGUUCGACAUCGCCCUCGUCAGGCUGGGUGGGGAAGUGACCCCCAGCGAUCAGAUCUCCUACUCCUGCCUGCCCUCCCUGGAGGAGGUCCUGGAGGAGGGCAAGAAGUGUUACGCCACCGGCUGGGGAGAUGAGACUGGUGAUUCCAUGAAUGCCAAAGUGGCUGAGACCCUGAACCAGGUGGCCCUGCCGGUGGUGCCCUUCAACACCUGUAAGAAGAUGGACUACUGGUGGUUCCAGGUCAAGACCUCCAUGAUCUGCAUGGGCUACACCUUGCCUGACGAGCUCAAGUCUGUCUGUCAGGGGGAUUCGGGCGGUCCCCUGGUGUGCCAGGACUCUGCCAACGCUCCCUGGGAGGUGCACGGCAUCACCAGCUUUGGUCCCAAUCAUCCAGCUCUUGGUCCCAAUGGCUGCAUCAUGGACCUUUAUUUAACUAGGCAAACUGGUCCACCUGCACUUCCACAACUUCUCCCUGGAGGACACCCAGCUGUGUCUCAACGACAAGGUCACCAUCAACGACAGCUUAGCCAGCCUAGGUACCUACUGCAGUCACAUUCCCCUCAGGACCUAGUGAGUAUCGGUGACAGACUGAGCCUCUAUUUCACCUCCAACAACAAGGUGGUGGACACCGGCUUCAGGGCCUCCUGGAAGGCUGUGGACCCCAGCCAGGCUUCAUGUGGAGGUGUCUUCAGCAGUGAGCAGGGAGAACUCACCUCUCCCAACUGGCCUAACAACUACCUAGACCAGGCUGUGUGUACCUGGCGUAUCUCCAUCCCCUCAGCUUUGAACAUCCACAUUGUCUUCACCCAUUUUGAGGUGCAGGCCGUGAACCAGCUGGGACAGUGUGUGGACUACGUAGAGAUCUACGGUGGAGCAGGGUUGACCUCACAAGAUCGCUUCUGUGGCUUUGCGCCGCCCGCUGAGGUUACUGUCGUCGGCAACACGGCUGUAGUCCGUUUCCUCAGCAACAAAGCCAAUGUGGAGAAGGGUUUCCGUGGUUACUGGACCACUGAUCCCAACUUGUUCCCCACUCUGCCUCCCCCUCCCGCUAACCCAUGGGACAACAUCACUAUCAGCUGGCCUGAGACGUGUGGCAGCCCUGCUGUACCCCCCAGUAGUGCCACCUUGAGAGUGGUCAACGGGGUAGAGGCUGUGCCCCACUCCUGGCCCUGGCAAGUCUCCAUGCAGGCCAGUCCGUUUAAUCCCAUCCCCUACAUGCAUGGCUGUGGAGGCUCCCUGAUCCACAGGCAAUGGGUCCUGACGGCCGCUCACUGCUUCAUGGCGCCUCUGGGUAACCCCACCUAUUGGCGCAUGUGUCUGGGUAAACACCACAUGAACUCAUCCCGGGACCUCCCUUCCCAUGAGGCCUGCUACACGGUGGACGGCAUCAUCAGGCACAAGGGCUUCGUGUACGAGCAGGACAAGACGGACAUCACUAACGACAUCGCCCUGGUGCAUUUGAGCUCUGAAGUCAACAUGACCAGGGAGAUUAGUCCCGUGUGUCUGCCGGCGCUCGGCGCCCUGAUGCCUGCUGGGAAACCCUGCUACGUCACGGGGUGGGGCGACGAGAAAGGUAGCCUCUUCCCUGUUGUAUCUAAGAAGUUGAACCAGGCAGCCCUGCCCAUCGUCCCCUUCGCCACCUGCAGUAAGCCAGCCUACUGGUGGGACACCCUGAGACCCUCUAUGAUCUGUGCCGGAUACGAGUCUCCAGACGAGCUCAAGUCAGCCUGCCAGGGUGACUCAGGUGGACCCUUCGCCUGCCAACCCUCAGCCUCAGACCCUUGGGAGGUCCACGGCAUCGUCAGCUUUGGCGCCUUCGGCUGUAUCAAGGACAAGAAACCCUCUGUGUUCACCAGAGUGUCCUCCUUCAACGACUGGAUCGAUGAUAACAUGAAGAGGUUCACCUAUGAGAAGUCGCUAAACUAAAGCGAAAAUCACUGAUCUCAGAACUGCUGGGGGAUGUUGAUUUAGUUGCUACCUAACCACAGAUCUAGGAUCAGAUUAUAAUUACUCAUCUCAAAACUGUUUCGUCAGGUUGGAUAGUGUGGGUUGGAGUUGGAACCUAACCACAGAGCUAUGAUCAGAUUAGUUUAACCUGACGCAUAACAUGAUCUAUUAGGUAGGUGGGAAAUGAUCUGAUCCUGUCAGGGCAGAUUGAUCCUACAGUCUACACUCAUUAAGGUUUAACACUACAGUAUUUAUACACUGCAGGCCCCAAGAUGUUUCAUCAUAUAUUUCAGUCAUUUAGCAGAUGCUCUUACCCAGUGUGACUUAAAGGAGAAAUUAGGGUUAAGUGCCUUGCUCAUGGGCACAUCGGCUGAUACAGUAUUUCACCUAGUCGGCUCGGGGUUUCAAACCUGGCCCAACACUCUUAGCCGCCAGGCUACCUGCCACUCCAGUAGGGAGGUCUAAUACACUGCUGCACCACAGUACCUUAUGGACAUUAGGAUUAUACUGUGUAUACCAGUACAGAUGAUUGAGGGAAUACUUUUCGCAUAAUGUCUGCAUAUCAAACUCCUAUUCUCACCAUGUAGAAAUAUUGUAAGUAAUGUGAUCAUGAUUCAUGUUGGAAUUGCUUCCAUUCUGGAUCUUUGAAUAAAAUCCUUAUUUUGCAUAUUU